Messenger RNA from Triplophysa rosa, 1152 nucleotides. It is a transcript of the gene tmem86b, whose product is annotated as transmembrane protein 86B. Bases 298 to 1152 code for a protein of 284 amino acids. Gene Ontology annotation, cellular component: membrane. Lineage: Eukaryota; Metazoa; Chordata; Actinopteri; Cypriniformes; Nemacheilidae. The record is from RefSeq and is a predicted model, not a curated record. The transcript is spliced from 3 exons.
AUCAAUGUCACAUAGGCCUAUAGUAAGACUGAAAGGCAGAAUAGAGAAUGAUUGAGAGAGAGAAUGUUAUCAUUAAUAAAGGACAGUAUGUUUAUCUGCCUGAACAAACCUUUGCUCUUACUGAUGAUGUCACUACAGGGUAAUAGGCCAUACCAGGGCUCAUAUUAGUGAGGAAUGAGUGAGAGACAGACACCAAAAAUUGGAGAGAGAGUGAGGGGUGUACUUUGCUUAUGACUGAACAAUCUGACAGAUAACGCAUCACUCAAAUUGGUCCAAAGUCCAGACUUUCCCAAGCCGAUGAAACACACUGGCACAGAUUCACAGUUCACAGAGACUUUACAGAUCUCUCAAUUGUGGAAUACCGGCUCCACAUCCAAGAAGUGUUUAGGACAGAGGAGAGAGAUGGAUAUCCUGGAGACAAGCGAAUAUGAUCGCAGACAACGCAGGAACACGUCCUGCGUUUUAUUUCUGUAUCUCCUCCCCUUUUUUGCAUCCUGCACGAUAUAUUUCUACUUAUGGAUCCCAGAUUCUGCCCCAUCUUUGAUGGCUGCUGGCAUAAAGGCCGCCCCUGUCCUCUCUCUGGCUCUUCUGGUUUUCAUCUAUAACGGAGGGUGGAGUCUACUGGGCGUGGCUGGAGGGUUGCUGCUGUCGGCGGGCGGAGACUGUUGCCUUAUUUGGCCACAAUUAUUUAUCCCUGGAAUGGGCUGUUUUGCUUUGGCCCACAUGCUUUACGCCUUCACGUUCCUCUCCUCUCGAUAUUCUAAAACAUCCUCCUCCUCCUCAGUCUUCAUCCUUAACCUCCUACUGUGGUCGAUCGGUGGUGGAAUGUAUGUUUACCUGGUGCCCUUCCUCCGACUCGAUCCAGAUGCGGACAUUCUCGUUCCAGCUAUUGGAGGUUACGUGCUGCUCAUCGUCAUCAUGGCCACGAUGGCAACUCGUACACGUCGGUCACUCCUCAUGCUGGGUAGUGUGAUCUUUAUGGCUUCUGACCUUACAAUUGCACUCACAAAGUUCAAUGUCGUUGAUCUAGAAUACAAAAAACACAUCAUUAUGAUUACAUACUACCUGGCACAGAUGAUGAUCGCGCUGGGUGAUGUGAAGGCAUGGAUGGAGGCGGAUGCUGAUGACUUCCGCAAGUGGAAGAGGUCAUAA